Molecule: messenger RNA, 2483 nt
Organism: Acyrthosiphon pisum (pea aphid)
Lineage: Eukaryota; Metazoa; Arthropoda; Insecta; Hemiptera; Aphididae
Product: otoferlin-like
Exons: 8
Coding region: 272-1870 (532 amino acids)
Biological process (GO): plasma membrane organization
Source: RefSeq, a predicted model, not a curated record
AGUUAUGACUUAUGUUAUUCCAUCUUAAAAACCAGUGACUGCCAUUACCUUACAAGUAAAAUACAAUUAGUGUUGCUAUAAUGCUAUAUCAUAAAUUAUAAUUUAUUUGAUUCGUGACAAAUUUAUUUCCACUCGUACUUGUAAAUUGUAAUUCGUAUAUUAUUUUUCUUCAUACGUUAGCACUUAUACUGCUGAAACACUUAAAUUUUGAUUUUCAUUCAUAUUUUGCAUGUGUUGUAUACUCAUAUAGGGAAAUGUGCAUUUGUAUCCAAUGCCAGUUGAUAAUGACAAACAAGGCUUGUCUCAAGAACAAUUAUUUUCUAACACGGCAUCUCAAAUAUGGCCAGGAUUGAAGUCGAAUGCGAAGUGCAACGUCAUUGUGCGUAUUUAUAUACUGAGAGCAUACAACUUACAUCCCGGUGAUAUUAGUGGACUAUCAGAUCCAUAUGUAGAAAUUGUUUUAGGGAAAUCCAUUCGUAUAUCGGAUAACACAAAUUACGUCCCUAAAACAUUAAACCCUGUGUUUGGUGAGCAAGAACUUGCAAAAGGAUGCAUUCUGUACUUGCCACAGGGAGCAAGGACAUUCAACCUGGUACAAGAACUUGCAAUGGUGAAUAAGAAAUUGAAACGACAAGCUGCAAGGACUUUCAACUUGGUUUCUUGCACCCUGUUGAAUGCCCUUGCUCCCUGUUGCAAGUACAUAAUUCAUCCUGUUGCAAGUAUUUCCUGGCUAUUGAAAGUUCUUGCACAUUGCUGCAAGUAUUUGCUUCCUGUUGCAAGUCACUGCUCAACAUUGCAAGCACUUACUCAGCUGUGCUGCACGUUCAUUCUCGUUGUUGCAAAUCGAUAUGAGGGUGAUUUUCAUGUUACCGGGUUAUUCAGAAUUAACAAUAAAAUAUAUUAUUAUUAUUAUUUAAAAUAUGUAUUUUUAUUUCCGAUAAGGUGUUUUGAAAGAGUAAUAUCGUUCCCAGAAUGUUCGAUGAUGAAAGUUAGAAUUAUGGAUUACGAUAGAAUUGGGAAAAAUGAAUUGAUCGGUGAAACAACAAUUGAUAUUGAAUCAAGAUAUUUCAGCAAACAUAGAGCUCACUGUGGACUCCCAAAGCAAUAUAAUAAGACUGACAAACUGUCUUUCUGGUUAAUUAAUAAGGAUGGAUACAACCGUUGGAGAGAUAGUGAAAAACCUUCAAAAAUUCUACAUGAACUGUGUUCGUUAUAUUCAUUGAAACAUCCAAUAUACACGACGAACAGUGUUACAAUAGGUCUUAAAACAUUUCAUGUUCACGAUGAAAAUACUGAAUCCGAUAGACAAUCGUUGGCAUUGUAUGUAUUAAACCAUUGGCAAGAGAUGCCAGUUGUUGGUUAUCAUUUAGUGCCUGAAUAUGUAGAAACUAGGACAUUAUAUAAUCCAGAUAUGCCUAACUUACACCAAGUAGGCACAUUAGAAAUGUGGGUUGACAUGUUUCCUAAGGAUAGUAAUAUUCCUGAAAUGAUAGAUAUUAAACCACCAAUUGUUGAACUCUACGAACUUCGUGUAAUUAUUUGGUCCGUCACUGAUGUAAAACUCGUGGAUAACAACUUUUUUACAAAAGAAAAACACAGUGAUAUUUAUAUCAAAGGGUGGUUACCAGGUGUCGAAAAACGGUCAACAGACGUUCAUUACCGAUCAUUAAACGGCGAAGGAUUGUUCAACUGGCGUUUAAAAUUCUCGUUCCCUUAUAAUAAAACUGAAAAUAUUAUUGUCUACAGAAAAAAAACUUUUUUCGGUUUUGACCACGAAGAACAACAAUUUCCUCCCAAGUUAAAUCUUGAAAUUUGGGAUAACGACCAGUUGUCACCAGAUUUGUAUAUAGGUAGAUUAAACAUUUUGUGAUGAAAGUUGUGAAUUGUUUGUAUAUAGACUCAAAUUGCAUGCACCAUACAAUUUAGGUUCUUUGACUUUGAACUUACGCAAUAUGCCUCGUGGUGCGAAAACUUCGUGGAUGCAUAACUUAUCCAAAAUGUCCAGAAUAAACUUGUUCAAAGUAAAAAAAACAAGUGGAUGGUGGCCAUUCAUUUCCACGGAAAAUAAUAAAAACACUAUUGUAGUAAGCAUUACUAAUUAGUGAUUAAGCUAUUCCUCCGAAAAUAAUUUUAAAAAAAAUAUGUUAAUUAUGCAUAACAAGGGUAAAGUAAAUGCCGAAAUUCAAAUAUUGACCAAGCAAGAAGCGGAUAAAUCACCAGCUGGAUUUGGUAGAGAUGGGCCCCUACCUUUGCCCGUACCGAAGUAAUUUACUUUUUCUUCAUAAUAAAUGGCUGCGGAAUAAUAAUCUAUAAUUUAAUAUUAAUAGGAGACCUUCAACUCAUUAUUUAAAAACAAUUAUGGAUCCAUUUAAGUUUGUAUUCCGAAGUGUAUUCUCAGCUAACAAAACGAAGUUUUUAUUUGUUGUACUACUUAUUUUUGUGGUAUUAUUUUUUCUCAUAAUGGUUUAUGCGAUUCCAGGAAA